This is a messenger RNA of Cladocopium goreaui, 549 nucleotides long. The record is from the annotation of a GenBank genome assembly. NCBI's taxonomy places the organism in Eukaryota, Dinophyceae, Suessiales, Symbiodiniaceae.
AUGCGCAUGCCAAAAUUGUUGGGGUCAUUUCUGCCACCAGCCCUCCAUUUCCACGGCGAGAAAAUGAUGCAGUUCCAGUGGGAACAGCGCGGCGGUCGCCUGAAGUUAGUGGAAGACGAUGCCGUUCGUAGUGUUGCCGAGGACGUUGAAGCAGAGAACCUGAAACGGCUGAAGCGACGACAGGCUCAGGAGCGGGAGCGCAAACACCGAGCUCGUCGCGAUCGAGAGUGGAUGAAGACACAGCAGUUCCUAGAGACAAACAACUUCGACUCCGAGAAUGUGAAUGCCCCCAAGCUCUCAUGGUGGGGAUUCAAGAGAUCUUACCCUUUGCACAAGGCGGUGAUGGAUCGAAAGACAGCCGGGGCAAGGUUGCAGCGGAGUAUUUCAACACCGCGUCCAGCCAACCAGAGGCCCAGAAGAGCCAGAUCUGAUUGCCGCCAUAGCUCCGGGUCAACGAUCCCCGUCGGUCCACAAAAAUUGGGGGGAGGACCUGCUGGAUGGGACUUGGAAACCUGCUGGAUUCACCGAAGGCCGCACAAGUCACCGUGA